CCCGGCCUUGACCCUCUCUCCCUCUGGAUUUCACGGAGAUGUUGCAGUUCUCCCUGGAGUCCCCGGGGGGCGCCACUCUGGCCUGUCUCAGUCUGAUGACUCUGGGUCUGCUGUCAGUCCACGUCUCCAUACCUGAACACAUAGUGGUGUUGGACAGCACCAUGGUGGACAAUGAGGUGGUUAAGAGUAUCUCAGUGCUGGCUGAGGAUGAUGAUGAUGAAGAGGAGAACGAGGGGCGGAGUCGGAUCGAGGUGAGGGCUCACAAGGCGUCCCACACCAAGUACCUGAUGAUGCGUGGAUACUGCGUACCCGGGAUCGUCAACCUCCGAAACCUCAACACCAACGAUAGUAUCGUGGUGGAAUCGUGCACCAUGAGACUACAUCUACGACACACACCUGUACACACACUGUUUACUACCCAGGACUCUCCUCCCAUAGACUUCUCCAGACACGGUCCCUCUCUCCUCCCCUCUUUACUCUCCCAUUCCCUCAGAGCCCAUCCCUCCUCCUCCUCCUCUCCCUCCUCCUCCCCCCUCCCCUUCUCCCCCUCCUCCUCCGUAGAGGUGUGUGAGGGGCGUCUGGUGACUCAGAGAGGGUAUAGCCCAGAGGACAUUGGUGCUGUGGCAGAGCUCAGAGCAACGCUGGAGAGACACGGAGCCUUCGGAUUGGACAGGCGGGACCUGGUGACAUCACACACACACCUGGCCGACCCGAGAGACGGGCGUACCAGAGGUCUGCAGCGGUACAUACAGGACUUGCUGGAGGAAGAGCUGGUGUUGGAGGUGGGAGGGAGCUCAGUGCGUCUGGUGUUACUGAGUCACGCUGAGCCCUGGCUACUGACCUCCACAGAGAGGCAGAGAGACCGGCCACACCAAGCCCAGCGAGGAGCCUCUGCCUUUGGAGACAGAAAGCACCACAACCCCCUCCUCCGCAAGAGAAGAAUGGUGGUCCCCAGAGAGCAGGAACCACGUAGUAAGAGAGGGAGAAGAGAAACGCUGAUGGUGGAAGAGGAGGUUGAGAAGAGGGAGGAGACACCGGAGGAGGAGGAGGAGAGAGAGGAGACACCGGAGGAAGAGGAGGAGGAGGAGGAGAGGAAGAAGAUGCAGCCUGAAGAGAAAGACAGGAACGAGACUGCAGAGGAGAGAUGGAUGAAGAGGAGAGAGGAGGAGGAAGAGAAAGAAGAAGAGAGGGUACAAGAGGAACCAUCAUCUACCAUUGAGACAGAACAGAGCACAGAGGGCGACGGCAAGAAGCCAUUUUCAUCUCUAGCCGAGGAAGAGGAUGGUGAAGCCAGCGGACUGCGCGAGGAAGAGGACGACAGCGGCGGCGUGUGUGACGUGUCGUUCGUCAGUCGUCCGUGGCGUAUCGUGGACGGCAGUCUGAACAGGCCGGUGUGUAAAGGCAUGCUGGACGCUGUCCUCUACCACAUCAUGACCCGGCCCGGUUUACCAGAACACGUCUUACUGGAACACUACAGAGGGGUCUUGCAGCCAGUGGUGGUACUGGACCUCGUGCAGGCCCUCGUUGAGUUGGGCUGUAUCAAGAAGAAGUACGUGACCAGACGUCCCAAACCCUCCCUCUUCUCCCGUCCAGCCGCCGUCCUCAUGGUGGGGGAGGAGAGAGAGGGAGAGACGGGGGUGAGGCUGGAGGAGACGGGGGUGAGGCUGGAGGAGACGGGGGUGAGGCUGGAGGAGACGGGGGUGAGGCUGGAGGAGACGGGGGUGAGGCUGGAGGAGACGGGGGUGAGGCUGGAGGAGACGGGGGUGAGGCUGGAGGAGACGGGGGUGAGGCUGGAGGAGACGGGGGUGAGGCUGGAGGAGACGGGGGUCAGACCCGCUGAGACGACCACUGUGUUCUAUGAGCCGACCAUCGACUGCUGUCUGCGUCUAGGACAGGUUUUACCCCAUGAAAACAACUGGAACCAGUGGGUCCAGUUCGCACAACAUGAGAACAAACAAUCAAUCAGGUAACACGAUGUACUCUGCUUCCAACUCAUCACCUACACGUCAGACGACACCAUGGUUCUUUGAGGGAGAAGAGGCCAAUCAAGAGUUACGGCUGGUGCACCUCUCCUC
This is a messenger RNA of Oncorhynchus kisutch (coho salmon), 2075 nucleotides long. Its product is annotated as general transcription factor 3C polypeptide 1. The transcript is spliced from 8 exons. Gene Ontology annotation, cellular component: transcription factor TFIIIC complex. The record is from RefSeq and is a predicted model, not a curated record. Gene Ontology annotation, molecular function: DNA binding. Gene Ontology annotation, biological process: 5S class rRNA transcription by RNA polymerase III; transcription initiation at RNA polymerase III promoter. NCBI's taxonomy places the organism in Eukaryota, Metazoa, Chordata, Actinopteri, Salmoniformes, Salmonidae. The coding region runs from base 39 to 1970 and encodes 643 amino acids.